CCGCGAGUUGACGCGAGUCUCUCAGUCCGGUGGUGGUGUGCGUCGUACGUGCCUCGUCGUGCCCGUUGUCGCUCGUCCGUUCGCUCUUCGUGCGUUGCGCGAGGGAAUUCCCCGAUCCGAUCGAUCUCUCUCGUGAUUAUUCCUCUUCUCGACGACGACACUCCCCUUCCCUCUCAUUCUCUCGUCCACCUGCGAGGAUGAAGGCGGCUUACCUGCUGUGCGCGCUGCUCUGCGUAACGAUCGGCACUUUGGUGCUGGCUCAAGACGGUGCAGCAGGAGAACAGGCGGCGUCACCACCUUCUGCCAGUAGUACAACAACCGCCUUGCCAACCCUGAGUAACGACAAAAUUAAACUACCAUCCCCAACAAUCACCCUUAAACCGGAAACGACUACGACCCAAACUACCACCGGUAAACCGAAUACAACUACGAAGUCGACUGUUCCGACUACACCUUCGACCACCACAUCGACGACUACCACUACCACUACAGCAACACCACCCACUACUAAUCCUAAUAAUAGUACUAACGUUACUACUGCAUCUCCACCGUCUACACCUAGCACUAUCCCAACAUCCAAUGGUACGGUUACACCACUUACAACGCCUGUACCAGCUUCAUCCAAGGACCGUCACUUCGACGGUCUUAGCUUCUUCGGUGGUAUUAUCCUUGCCACGUGUCUGAUGGCGAUUUCCGUGUUCGCAUGGAAAUUCUACAAACAAUGCAGCGAAGGGAACUACCGUACACUGUGAUAACGUGCGAGGCUGUAUAACUAACAAAUUUUCGACAGUCGACAACUAAAUGCAGUUAAUUGAAUUAAGAACUAUGAAUAAUUAUUUUAUUGUAAUAAUAUUGCGUAUUUUUGUAACGCAGUUAAGUGUUGCGUGGUUUAAGUGCUCUUAGUAAUGUGAUGUGCAACCACGAGUUCCGUUUGUCUCGACAUGUAUACAUAUAGGAUGUUUCAUUUUAAAUGACCUAAGUCGAUUAUCUUGAAAAAUAAAGCAUUUUCAAGAAAGACGUUUCAUAUAAAAAUUGUAGGGGUUUUAUGUGGCGCGUUAUGUUAGCGAUGUUAGCGUGACUUUGAAUAGCAUUCUUAAGAUUACGUGAGAAUUACUUUGUAAUUCUUUAAUCCCUAUUUUUAAUUACAUUUUUGAUUACAUAUUUUUAUAACUGACCGCGAGAACUUUGCAAAACAUUAUAAUAAAGUUACUUUUCAUGCUUUAUUUUCGAAAUAAUUGUAGCACUUAAAAUGAAACGUCCUGUACAUAUAUGAUAUAUAGGUAUAUAUAUAUAUAGGUAUAUAUGCGGGGUAUAUAUAUACCUAUUUACAGAGAGUAAAGUAUCACAUGUAUUAAGAGCGACACUGCGGUCGUGUUUAUACGCGCGUUUCAUUAGUGGAUGAAAGAUAGUGGAGAGGUUGCGAGAUAGUAAAGGGAUGGGGAGGGGGUGAGAAACGAGCGGAAUGAUAAGAGAAUGGGAGGGGGGAAGGGGGAAAGUGGGUGCAUCGAGGAACGUUUCAGAGUUGGUGACCAAUCAAAUAUACAUUCCCGAGAGAGAGAGAGAGAGAGAGAGAGAAGAAAUCGUACUUCUGUAAACGCGCGCUAUACCACUUCUUAUAUUAUUUCCGCUCUCGAGCUCGGUAAGGACGCGAGAGUUAUAUCUGCAUCGGGUCAUUCUGUAUAUACCUCGUGGUUAGAGUUACGUAAGAUUAGACUUUUCUACGAUACGGUAGAAAGAGAGAGAGAGAGGGAGAGAGAGAGGGAGGAGAAAGUGCUUGGUUCGCAACGCGCUCUCUCAGCUGUCUCUCAGCGUGGUAACGUCGCGUCGCUUCAUGAACGAAAGGCGCGAGUCUUUCCGCGUCGGCUCGACGCCGCCGCGAUGCCAGCCGAUGUUGAAUAACGGCAGAAUCGGCUUCGAGAUGCUUCAAGAAUACACGAUAUCCGUAAUGCACGACGGUACGCCGAGUUAACACCGCGUGUUAUCGAGAAGGUGAUAGUCGUGCGGCACGGCCGUACGAUGGGUGCGAACUGAUAACUCCCUCCUUCGGUGCGUCGAUUGCCUUUGCUCGCCGGCUUCGUUCGCAACGUUUUCCCGGUGAAAAAAAAAAUGCGUUCACCACAGUUCAACGCGUGGAUAAUCGUCCGUGGGGAUCUCGGCAUUUGCAUUGUUAAUCGGAGCGCGGACUUACGUUUUUUUUUCUUUCUCCUCCUUUAUUUUUCUAUAUUCAGACACAUCACGCGAGAUUACGAGAUCCUUCGGUGACAUAAUAAUACAGACAUCGACGUGAUACUUUCGUUUUUUUCCUCCUUUUCUUUCUUCGACCACGUAAUUUCCUCGUUAUCUUCGCGUAGAUUGUGAUCUCGGUCGCGCGAUUAUUUACGCUUUGCGAUCGCAGGACCGUCGGCGUCUUCGAACGCGCACCUCUGCAGGCUCCCUAGCGUGCUUGCUCGUCGUCAGGUGGAAAGCCUAAGAAGCGUGCUCACGGAUCGAGCAGUUCCUUUCUCACACUUUCGCCUAAAACACGAGUCUAAUUAAGGAUAAUAAUAUUAAUUAAUUUAAGGCAAACGUUCUUCACACCCCAGCUUCUGUUUUUGUUUUCCUUGUCCUUUUAGAACGACGCGUUCACCCGCCGCGUAGAUUUCCCGGUAGCAAGUGUUAUAUUUUUUUAAGUAUACAGUGUUGUAUGAUGUUGAGUAAUCCUUGCGAAGCGAUUUUGUAAGCAUUACGUCUUUCUUAUAAAAAAAAAAAGAGAAAAAAGAAGAAAAGACCAAAAAACAUCACACGUUAUAUUAUCUCUGUAUUUCACGUUUCGUGCAAUAUUCGUGUAAAAAGAUUUUAAUUCCCUCGGAUUUAUGUUCAAGUUACGUCACAUUGGUACAACAUUGAAAGACCAAAGACAGAACACUGCGUGAUAUUUCAUGAAUCCCCGACCCCGCUCCCCCCGGCGUUCCUCUCGACGUUAUGCACUGACAGAGAGGAUACCACGAGGACACUUAUCUUCAACCGCUCGCCCUCGCAUUUCGCUUCGUCGGUCGCUCUUCGUCGCGUGAAGGAGUGAGAGAGAGAGAGUGAGGAGGGGGGGGGGGGAGCGCUUCGAUAAGAAAUCCAUAACAUCUGUCUCUCGACGAACGCCGCAUUUGUACUAACCGUUAUGUUUAUAUCGAUACCGCUCUUGCUUUCUCUCCAAACACAAUGCUCGAUCGCUCUUGUUGAGAGCGCAUGUUUCAAGCAUCUAAAAAUAUACUGUGUAAAAUAGAAAGAAAAAAAAGAAACGCAAAGAGCAAAGGCACUCUCUCGAAAGAGAGAGAAAGAGAGAAGAGCGUGGAUGCGGAUCGAUGACCGACCGCGAUAUUCUCACGUCGCGCGUAAUCGAUUGUUACGAUCGUUUCGAUUAAUUGGCAGAUAUUCAUAAGCGGGGACGAUGGAUAAGGCGAGAUAUAACUUCCCAUAUUCGAUAAGGGCGAUAAAUAUAACGUCGGUCGGAUUACGAACCAACACGUAAUUGUUCCGCAACUGUAUGACAUGUCAGGGCUGUCUCGAGGCGCCGGCGAAUAUUGCGCCGUUUCCUCGUACUUGUUAUAGCUUCUAUACUUGAAAGUAAUAAUAAUAAUAAUGAUGAUAAUAAUAAUCAAUCAGUAUCUCCGGCA
Dinoponera quadriceps is the source of this 3647-nucleotide messenger RNA. RefSeq names its product cell wall protein DAN4-like. The transcript has 3 exons. Lineage: Eukaryota; Metazoa; Arthropoda; Insecta; Hymenoptera; Formicidae. The record is from RefSeq and is a predicted model, not a curated record. Gene Ontology annotation, cellular component: cytoplasmic vesicle. The coding region runs from base 198 to 752 and encodes 184 amino acids.